Artibeus jamaicensis (Jamaican fruit-eating bat) is the source of this 2798-nucleotide messenger RNA. RefSeq names its product solute carrier family 25 member 33 (gene SLC25A33). NCBI's taxonomy places the organism in Eukaryota, Metazoa, Chordata, Mammalia, Chiroptera, Phyllostomidae. Bases 209 to 1171 code for a protein of 320 amino acids. The record is from RefSeq and is a predicted model, not a curated record. The transcript is spliced from 7 exons. Gene Ontology annotation, cellular component: mitochondrion. Gene Ontology annotation, biological process: pyrimidine nucleotide import into mitochondrion. Gene Ontology annotation, molecular function: pyrimidine nucleotide transmembrane transporter activity.
UCCCACUGGACGCCGGGCUUGAGCCGCAGAGGCCGGCUAGUGGCCCGGGGCUGCGCGGCGGAGGGAGGGCGCGGGCCGAGGGAAGCGGUCGUGGGGGCGCGCGUGCAUGGCGGCGGCGCCGGCGGACGCCUGAGAGCAGCGGCACUAGCGGAGCGGGCCUCCUCGGGUAUCCUUCCACCUGCCUCGUGCCAGCGGCACCGGCGCGGCCAUGGCGACGGGCGCUCAGCAGGAAAACACGCUGCUUCACCUCUUCGCCGGCGGGUGCGGGGGCACGGUCGGUGCUAUUUUCACGUGUCCCCUGGAAGUCAUUAAGACGAGGCUGCAGUCCUCGAGAUUAGCUCUUCGCACCGUCUAUUACCCUCAGGUCCAUCUGGGGACCAUCAGUGGAGCUGGAGUGGUGAGGCCGACGUCUGUGACACCUGGACUCUUACAGGUUCUGAAGUCAAUCUUGGAGAAGGAGGGACCAAGGUCACUGUUCAGAGGCUUGGGUCCAAAUUUGGUUGGAGUCGCACCGUCAAGGGCCGUGUACUUCGCCUGUUACUCCAAAGCCAAAGAGCAGUUCAACGGCGUUUUUGUGCCUAACAGCAACACCGUGCACAUUUUCUCCGCCGCCUCUGCAGCUUUUGUCACAAAUUCCUUAAUGAAUCCUAUAUGGAUGGUUAAAACCCGGAUGCAGCUAGAGCGGAAGGUGCGCGGCUCCAAGCAGAUGAACACGCUCCAGUGUGCGCGUCACGUGUACCAGACGGAAGGCAUUCGAGGCUUCUAUCGGGGAUUGACUGCCUCGUACGCGGGCAUCUCAGAAACUGUCAUCUGUUUUGCGAUUUAUGAAAGUUUGAAGAAGUGUCUGAAAGAUGCCCCGUUAGCCCCCUCUCCAAAGGGGGCUGAGAAGAAUUCCACAAACUUUUUUGGACUCAUGGCAGCUGCUGCUGUCGCUAAGGGGUGUGCCUCCUGUGUUGCCUAUCCACAUGAAGUCAUAAGGACGCGGCUCCGGGAGGAAGGCACCAAGUACAAGUCCUUCGUGCAGACCGCGCGGCUGGUCUUCCGGGAAGAGGGCUACCUCGCCUUCUACAGGGGACUCUUCGCGCAGCUCAUCCGGCAGAUCCCGAACACCGCCAUCGUGCUGUCCACCUAUGAGCUCAUUGUGUACCUGCUGGACGACCGUCCUCAGUGACAGGCCAGAGAGUUGUGCUGUAGGAGAAUAAAACUGAGAAACUCGAUAGAGAAAUUUUUUUUUCCGUUGAUGUUUAGAAUGUUCGAGACCGAAACAGGAAAGGCCACGAAAAAUGUGGCUCAUGUCACCUGCUGGACAUUUCCUUUUGGAUUCAUGUUUCUGGAAGGUUUAAAUUCAUUAACGUUAAUAGUUAAUUAUAACUUUUUUUUUAACUUAAGAGGAUUCAGGAUUCAGCAGCAACUAAAUUAAAUCAUGCUAUUUAAUUUAAGUAUAAAUUUGGCUUGUGUUCUCCUUCAUGUUCACUGUACUGGAAACUGUGGGACUUCAGUGGAAUGUAACCCUAAAAGGCAGACGGAACCUCCGAAGUGAAGGUACAGCUGUUCUGUGACCUGUCCGGUAUUGCACGGGACAGUAGGGGGCGUCACGUUUUGGUGGCACGGGGCAGAUGGGACAGACUGCCUUGCUAUUCUCCUUUGUACAUUCCCAAGUCUCAUGCAGAUUAACAAUCCAAGCUUUCAGGCUGCUGAGUUUUCUUUUGAAAAAAUCUAUGACUUUCUGACAUUAAAUAUUUUGAACGGCAUGCACUUUCCUGGAGUUCUCCUCUAUCCCCAGUUUGAACCAAGGGUAAGAGUCUUCCAGAACCGUUUACCAGUGGCCUCGUCCGUGCGUAUUAUGUUCAGGAGGUAAGCCUAGUCAGGCCCAGGUCCUGUGUAGGGAUGUCAGAGUGCGGCCGCCCGAGCGGCCGGCCGCGAACAUGGGAUAUUGGGGGUGAUGCAGCCCCUCUGACGGUGCGGGCCCUGUUCUCGGGUACCUGCUGCUGGGGGAGAGGAGCAUGACCCAGGCUAACUGGAAGUGGUAGUGAUGUUUAAAUACCCUAGUUUAAGAAAAAUGUUUUAAUCCUAGAAAUGAGAAAUUACCAGAAUUGCAAACCUACCCUGCCGUUUUAAAAGGAAAUUUAAUAUGGGACAAAAGCUAAGACAAGGCAGGUAAGGUGGACUGUCCUCCUUCAGCUCUCUCCCUGGACUUCACACAUCCUGCCCGUGGGGUUCUCUUUCAGUCUGAGUGUCUGGGAAGGUACGACUCACAGCCACACGCGGAGUUUCCACAGGUGGAGUUUCCACAGGCGCAGGACCCUGGUGGGGAUGAGAGGAGGGUAUUUUCUAAUCACACCUAAAUUGAGUUUAAUUUCGUUUGCCUUUCAUCACAAAGGAGGUUGUCGGGUGGUGGUGAGCUCUCUGGUAGAAUUUGCUUCAACCAUCAACAGCUAUGUAGAAGUCAACGUAAAUGUGUUCAUUCAUGCUUCAGUGCUUCCAAAACACGUAACUGUAAAGAGACUUCUGUUUAAGAACCUCAUUUUUUAAAAAAGAUUUUAUUUAUAUUUACUUAUUUUUAGACAGAGGGGAAGGGAGAGAGAAAUAUCAAUUUGUGGUUGCUACUUAUGCACCCCCUACUGGGGACCUGGCUUGGGACCCAGGCAUGUGCCCUGACUGGGAAUCGAACCAGCGACCCUUUGCUUUGCAGGCUGACACUCAAUCUACCAAGCCACACCAGCCAAGUCCAGAACCUCAUUUUAGCAACUGUUUGAUGUGGCACUUAGCAACAUCUUCCUGUUUUAAUAUUCAUAUUA